This is a messenger RNA of Aureobasidium musti, 1026 nucleotides long. The record is from the annotation of a GenBank genome assembly. NCBI's taxonomy places the organism in Eukaryota, Fungi, Ascomycota, Dothideomycetes, Dothideales, Saccotheciaceae.
AUGGUCCAAGCUCAGCCCUCCCUCCUCACCAAGAAGAUCAAAGCGCAACCCCUCCAGGGUAAGCAUGACGAACUUCAACGCAACCACGAAGCUUUGUGGAAUACUGCCCACUAUCUCGAUCAGAUAGUCGAGGAAGAUCAAAACGAGAUCUUGACGAGGAGGACCAAAGCGAGGUCAUGCGUCUCCGCCACGAACGAGGAAGACCAAAGCGAGGUCAUGCGUCUCCACCACGAACGAGGAAGACCAAAGCGAGGUCAUGCGUCUCCGCCACGAACGAGGAAGACCAAAGCGAGGGCGAAAUACGCGUCUGAGGGAGAUGACCAACUUUCCAAGCUCAACUCAUAUACCGAUUGCAUCGAGAGACGUCUGAAGAGCGAGGAAGCCAAGGCCACAGAGUUUGAAGCUCAUCUGGGAGAUCUUCAAGGGCGCAACGACAAGCUCACAGAGCACAACGAGGAUCUCGAAGAUCGCCUCAUCACGAAAGAGAUCAAAGCUCAGGCCUUCAAGGCUGAGUCCUUGCAAACGCUACGAAAUGUUAUAGUCGAAGUUCAGACCGAGUGCCGUCUUUGUGACACCUGGUCAGAUUCCAAGAAGUGCUGGAAGUCAGAAGCUAUACGUUCUAGGUCACAAGAAGCUGUGGAUCUCUUCGAGAUAGGAGCUGGGAAUCAGCAAGCAAGGGUGCAGAAGUGGAUCCUGAUGAACUCCUCGUCACACAAGAGAUCGAAGCUCAAGCCCUACAGGCUAAGUACGACGAGCUUCAACGCGAUCACGAAGCUCCAUGAAAAACUGUUCACUACCUCGACGAGAUGGUGGAGCAAGACCAAAGAAGCUCCAUGGAGAACUGUUCACUACCUCGACGAGAUGGUGGAGCAAGACCAAAGAAGCUCCAUGAAAACUGUUCACUACCUCGACGAGAUGUGGAGCAAGACCAAAGAAGCUCUGGAGCAAGACCAAAGCGAGGUCAUGCGGCUCCGCCAGGGAGUCGUAUAUCUCAAGAAGAUCUGGGAAUCGUAUGAGCAGCAGUAG